AAAGGCACCCGGAAUUCCGGACUAUGCGGCUUCCUAGUGUGUGACCUGAGAUACGCGGCCGGACUCUACUACCUGGCGGAGCUGAUAGAAGAAUAUACAGUGGCCACCAGCAGAAUCAUCAAAUAUAUGAUCUGGUUCUCCACAGCGGUCCUGGUCGGCCUCUACGUGUUUGAGCACUUCCCCGCCGGCAUGAUUGGCAUGGGCCUUUUCACCAACCUCGUCUACUUUGGCCUCCUCCAGACCUUCCCUUUCAUCAUGCUGACAUCACCUAACUUCAUCCUGUCAUGCGGGCUAGUGGUGGUGAACCAUUACCUGGCAUUUCAGUUUUUUGCGGAAGAAUAUUAUCCUUUCUCUGAGGUCCUGGCCUACUUCACAUUCUGCCUGUGGAUAAUCCCGUUUGCUUUCUUCGUGUCGCUUUCGGCUGGGGACAAUGUCCUGCCCUCCACCAUGCAGCCAGGAGAUGACGUGGUCUCCAAUUACUUCACCAAAGGCAAGCGAGGCAAGCGCUUAGGCAUCCUGGUUGUCUUCUCCUUCAUCAAAGAGGCCAUCCUACCCAGUCGGCAGAAGAUAUACUGACCCUCUGGGGAGGGCAUGUCGGGGGCAAGACCAGUAGAGCCAGGUCUCUGGGCUUCUGGGCUGAUAGUGCCUGGGAGCCUGGAGGGUGUCUUCUGCCAGCCCAGGUUUCCUUCCCCCUCUGUUCAGAAGCCCUAUCCCCAGGGAACCCUCCUCAGGGGGCUUGAAUGCUGCCAGGGGCACCAGAGAGGGUAGCAGAGCCUGCUUUGCCAGGAGGCUAUGUCCCCAGCCCUCCCCUUCCCAGAGUCGGGUCUGGCUCUGAUGGGGCAGGCAGGGAAGGGUCUAUGGAGCGAGGAACGGACAGCAAGUUCUCAGGCAGGUGACCAUAGGGAAGAGCUGAGGGUUGGCACUUCCAGGAAAAGUGCAUUUUGCUGAAUUGUGGGUCUUGUCCAAUGCUGAUUCCCCUUUGAAUAAAGAUUCUAGAUGGCACUUUUUGCCUUAACACCCAGGAGUUCAUCUUCCUCUCUGCCCGCUAACCUUCUGCCUAGAUUGGGCUAGCCUUCUGCUCCAGGGACUCCUCUUCUGCCUCUUGCCCUUCUGCAGAAAUUCUUGUGGCCCUAAGUGGGAAGGGAAUAGAGAUGAGGAUGAAUAGUGGAUAGAGGCCAUUUUUCUGAGACUCCUUCCUCUUUCCAUGGCUUCCUUCCCCAGACUGUGAUAGUCCAGAUGGAAGGGAGCAGAAAUGGUUUGUGACAGGUUAGAGAUGCAGAAGACCAUCUACAGUAUCCUAUUUAUGUCUUCCUUUGAGAAAGAGGAGAGGUUUCUUGGUGAAUUCUAUCUCAGGCUCAAUGAGAAAAAAAAUAAUAAAUUGGCUUCAAGGCA
This is a messenger RNA of Myodes glareolus (Bank vole), 1392 nucleotides long. The record is from RefSeq and is a predicted model, not a curated record. Lineage: Eukaryota; Metazoa; Chordata; Mammalia; Rodentia; Cricetidae.